Molecule: messenger RNA, 2158 nt
Organism: Perognathus longimembris pacificus (Pacific pocket mouse)
Lineage: Eukaryota; Metazoa; Chordata; Mammalia; Rodentia; Heteromyidae
Gene: Pus3
Product: pseudouridine synthase 3
Exons: 4
Coding region: 499-2013 (504 amino acids)
Biological process (GO): tRNA pseudouridine synthesis; mRNA pseudouridine synthesis
Cellular component (GO): nucleus; cytoplasm
Molecular function (GO): pseudouridine synthase activity; RNA binding
Source: RefSeq, a predicted model, not a curated record
UGGCUUUUGCGGGAAAGUGGCGGUACACGGCAGUAGAGCCUCUCUUAAGGCCGUGUGUUUUUUCUGUUCUGCCUGGUACUUCCGGGCUCCAGGCAGCAAGUUCCCCCCCCCCCCCCCCCCCCCCGCUGCUGGGCUCCAUUCGGUUCGGUAAUGGGAGCUUAGAGGCCCCCCGAGCCUGUGGAGUUCAGUCUGCGGCACUGCUCAGAAUUGUUUGCUCAAGAAACGUGGCAGAAGUGUACAGCAGAUUUUGGUUAUUCGGGGGUAUUGCUUCACAUGCCACAAUUUCAGUAUUGAUCACAGCGCACCUCCUCCCCCGGUCCUUUUGGCUUGGGUGGGUGUAUGCUGUGUUGGCCCCUUCCACAUUCCCUAUCCACAUUCCGAUUUCCUUUUAAGAUUCCUGUCUUUAACUUGAAACAACCUCUGCACGCCCGGUGGUGGCUGUUGUAUUGUGUGCUUAGCACACACACGAAUUUGCUUGGCGGGCCCGGCACGUGUUAGAUGACUAGGAACUCCUGCUUCACGCUGCUAAGGGUAGGUUGGACCUGUAUGAUUAAUUGUUCCCGGAGUUGUCGUAUCAUGGCUGAAAAUAACACAGACAGAAACCAGAUUGAGGAACUUUUAAAAAGAGUGCAAGAACUGGAACAGGAAGUGCAAAGACUUAAGAAAGAACAGAACAACGCCAAAGACUCAAACAUUAAAGAAAAUUCUUUAGGAUCUGGAAAGACUAAGCGUACAUUUGACUUCAGUGCGCAUGGCCGAAGACAUGUAGCCCUAAGAAUAGCCUAUCUGGGCUGGGAUUACCAGGGCUUUGCUAGUCAGGAAAACACAAACAAUACCAUUGAAGAGAAACUGUUUGAGGCCUUAACCAAGACUCGACUAGUAGAAAACAGACAGACCUCCAACUAUCACCGGUGUGGUCGAACAGACAAAGGAGUUAGUGCCUUCGGACAGGUUAUUUCUCUUGAUCUACGUUCUCAGUUUCCAAGGGACAAGGAUACAGAAGCUGAACAUUUAAAAGAUGAAACCAAUGAUCCUGCAAAAGAGAUCCGUUAUACCUACAUUCUCAACCGAGUACUCCCUCGAGACAUCCGCGUACUGGCCUGGGCCCCUGUGGAACCUAGCUUCAGUGCAAGAUUCAGUUGUCUGGAGCGCACAUACCGCUAUUUCUUCCCUCGUGCUAACUUAGAUAUUGUAACCAUGCAUCGUGCAGCUCAGAAGUAUGUUGGCACCCAUGAUUUCAGGAACUUGUGUAAAAUGGAUGUGGCCAAUGGAGUGAUAAAUUUCCAGAGGACAAUCCUGUCUGCUCAAGUACAGCUAGUGGGCCAGAGCCUGAGUGAGGCAAAAUGGCAGGAACCUUUCCAGUUAUGUCAGUUUGAAGUGACUGGUCAGGCAUUCCUGUAUCAUCAAGUCCGCUGUAUGAUGGCUAUCCUCUUUCUCAUCGGCCAAGGAGUAGAGAAGCCAGAAGUUAUUGAUGAACUGCUGAACAUAGAGAAAAAUCCCCAGAAACCUCAAUACAGUAUGGCUGUGGAAUUUCCUCUAGUCUUAUACAACUGUAAGUUUGAAAAUGUUCAGUGGAUCUAUGAUCAGGAGGUUCAAGAAUUCAAUGUUACCCUUCUACAACAACUCUGGGCCAGUCAUGCAGUCAAAACUAACAUGCUGUACAGUAUGCUACAAGGACUGGACUCUGUUACCUUGACCUAUGGGACAGGAGCAGAGAUGGAUGACGCAACAGAGUGGAAAGAUACUAAGCCCUCCAUCGUAAAGCAAAUCAGUGCCUUCACAGAAGGAGUGAAAAUGCGCACAUAUCGGCCCCUGAUGGAUCGUCCCAAAUGCCCAGGAUUGGAAUCCCGGAUCCAGCAUUUUGUACGUAGAGGACGCAUUGAGGACCCACAUUUACUCCAUAAAGAUGAAACAAAAGUCAAAAGGGACUGUAAUGACACACUAGAGAAUACUAUUUUGGAGAAACCAACAAAGAGAGUCUGUGUUGAUGCAGAAAUUAAAAACAUAAUUUAAUCAUAGGACCUAAGAAGCAACAAGUAACUAGUGGUAUGUAUGUAAAAGUACGUACAGAAACUUUCAUUGCAAGAAGUCUUAGGUAUUCUGAUCACUUAUUAAAAUAAAGAUAAGGCCUGAUUAAGAAAGUUCUGACAUGACAAGA